Molecule: messenger RNA, 1191 nt
Organism: Silurus meridionalis
Lineage: Eukaryota; Metazoa; Chordata; Actinopteri; Siluriformes; Siluridae
Product: keratin, type I cytoskeletal 9-like
Exons: 12
Coding region: 1-1191 (396 amino acids)
Source: RefSeq, a predicted model, not a curated record
AUGUGUCCCACCCUGGUGGAACCCGAGCAGGCUCUCCUGAGGAAGCGGGCCAUCAAUGUGGUUCCCUCCCCCUUGGUCAGAGAGCUUGACUCAGACUCUGGUGCCUCAGGUCAUGGUCUUGAUGAAGGUGCUCUUGAACACAACACUUCCAAUUCCAUCAACAAACUGACAACUUGGAUGCCAAAAGGCUCAGAAAUGGACGUGGUGUUUCUGGUGGUGUUGCUGGUUGUUGGAACUGUUGCUCAUCCAGAAAAUGGCUGGCAGCAAGGUCCUGGUCCUGUAGGAGGAGGAUCUGGGCCAAUGGGAGGAGGAUCUGGGCCAAUGAGAGGAGGAUCUGGGCCAAUGGGAGGAGGAUCUGGGCCAAUGGGAGGAGGAUCUGGGCCAAUGGGAGGUGGAUCUGGGCCAAUGAGAGGAGGAUCUGGGCCAAUGGGAGGAGGAUCUGGGCCAAUGGGAGGAGGAGCUGGGCCAAUGGGAGGAGGAUCUGGGCCAAUGGGAGGAGGAGCUGGGCCAAUGAGAGGAGGAUCUGGGCCAAUGGGCAGAGGAUCAGGGCCAAUGGGAAGGCAUCCUGGCCCAAGAGGAGGCGCUUUCGGGCCAAUGGAAAGAGGUCCUGGGCCUAUGGGAGGAGGAAAUCCUGGAUUUACAGGAGGAGUUGGAACAAUGGGAGGAGAAGCUGGACCAAUGCAAAGUCCUUCUGCAAUGAAACAACGCCCUGGGACUAAAGGAGGACAUCGUACGCCAAAGAAUGACAGUUCUGAGUCAUUGGGGAAACAUCACAAGGCAAAGAAUGAAACUACUAAACGAUUUGGUGGAAGAGGCGAUCGGCCUCCAGUUGUGCCUGGACAGAUGAGAGCAUCAGAUGGUGACCAAUCCUGGAGUCCAUCUGGAGACGGGCCAAGAAAUGAUUUUGGAAUUGGGAUGCCUGUAGAAUUCGCAGAACUAAGAGGAGGAUCACACAGAGGAUCACAUGGAGGAUCACAUAGAGGACCACCACAUCAUGGAGAAAAACCAUUCAGUCCCAACUUUCAGUUCAUCCCUCUGUUCAAGACGGACAAUAUCACACUGCAGGAUUUGAAUUUCACUCUGCCACUGAGAGAGGGGGAAAACAUGUUUGUCUUAUCAAGAACAAACAGGAACGACUUUCGGGCCUUAAUGCCGCACGUGAAGAUGGUCUUCACCCCACUGCUGCAGUAA